This is a messenger RNA of Hemibagrus wyckioides, 3593 nucleotides long. It is a transcript of the gene ltb4r2a, whose product is annotated as leukotriene B4 receptor 2a. Gene Ontology annotation, biological process: positive regulation of cytosolic calcium ion concentration; phospholipase C-activating G protein-coupled receptor signaling pathway; inflammatory response. NCBI's taxonomy places the organism in Eukaryota, Metazoa, Chordata, Actinopteri, Siluriformes, Bagridae. Gene Ontology annotation, cellular component: plasma membrane. Gene Ontology annotation, molecular function: leukotriene receptor activity; complement receptor activity. Bases 207 to 1337 code for a protein of 376 amino acids. The transcript is spliced from 5 exons. The record is from RefSeq and is a predicted model, not a curated record.
CUAAUUCCAAGCUAGACGAGGAACGUCUCAGAGAGAGAGAGAGAGAGAGAGAGAGAGGAGAUAAAGGAGUGUGGAAUGUGUUGAUUAUGGAACAGACGGUGAGCACGUGCUGAAGAAAAGAUCUCAAGACUCACGAGACAAGGUGUUUUAUUUUCUGUCUUUCUCCUCCUGCAGGACUUCAGGAACAGAUCUUCCUCAUCCUCAUCAUGGCCUUCACUCUGACUCCUGGACUCAAUUCCUCUUUAGUGAUUUCUGACCCGACGUCCUCCUCCCCGUCCACCACGUCCGCCUCCAACAUCCUGACCAGCCUCGGAGGAACCAUUGCAGGAGCUCUGAUCCUGAGCGUGGCCUGUGUCCUCGGCAUUCCUGGCAACCUCUUCGUGAUCUGGAGCGUGGUGGCUCGGACGCAGCGCCCCUCGGUGACGUCCACGCUCAUCCUUAACCUGGCCUGCGCAGACGGCAUGCUCAUGCUGCUCACGCCCUUCUUCAUCAUCUACCUUGUCAAUAGGAGCUGGAUCUUCGGCCAGGACAUGUGCAAGGUCCUGUAUUAUUUCUGCUGCGCCAACAUGUACGCCUCCAUCUUCCUGAUCACACUGAUGAGCCUCCACAGGCUGGUGGCAGUGGUGUGGCCGCAGCGUCUCGCUGUCUUCAGCGCCCGCAAGACCAUCCUGAGGACUCUACUGGCCAUCUGGAUCAUGGCGCUGGCUCUGGCUGGACCGGUUCUGGAGUUUAGAAAAACUGAAACAAAGAUAAACAACAGCAUUGUGUGUGACUGUAUACACCCCAGUAGUGGAUACGCGGCGAUGCAGUACUCCAUGGAGACGGUGCUGGGCUUCUUGCUGCCCUACAGCUUGAUCCUGGUCAGUUACGUCCGAGUUCUCCUCAGGAUUCGCCGCACGCGCUUUCAGAGACGCAUCCGCAGUGAGAAGCUCAUCCUGAGCAUCGUCAUCACCUUCGCAGUCUUCUGGCUGCCGUACCACGUCGUCAACAUGCUGCAGGUGUCUGAAGGUUUGGUCAAGAACCCUAAAAUACACGACAUCCGGACGAUGAUGAGACCCUUCGCCGCUGCAGUGGCCUUCGUCAGCAGCUGCAUCAACCCCAUCCUGUACACGUGUGUAGGGAAGCAUUACAUGCGCCGGGCGGGGCUGGCCUUCAUGGGGCGUCUCUUCGAUGCCACGGGACGGGAUUGGGCGUCUCGGAAAUCUAAUAACCAGCAGCGUGAGGUGGGAGAAAACGAGGCACUGCGUGAGAAGGAGUCCGAGUCCACUACCAGCGCUAACGUCACUAACACCACUGUUAACGUCAAAGCCACGCGCGUGCAAAACGGGGAGCAGUGAGAUUUGGAUUCGCCUUCGGAUGCCAGAUAAAACAUUUUCACAUUCAAACACAUCCUGUGAUGUCAUGAGGAGGUUUAUUCUGAAAUAGCUAGCUAUUUAAUGGACCAAACACGUCCCGUGACGUCAUGAGGAGGUUUAUUCUGAUGCUCCGUUACUUCAGAGAGUCAGGUGACCGCGGAUCUCGUGCAGUGCACGUGUCUGACCAUCAGGUGGCGCCACAAACCUUUUUAUUAUCCAUCACACAUGCGUUAAAGUCAUGACGCACAGGAUAAAUGUUCAUCCUUUACAGAAAGAUCUUCAGAGAAAAACAUUUCAAGUUGCUGGGUUUCACCUUUCUGUGAUUUAAGAAACAAUGAAAGAGAGACUGAUUUCAGAUCAGUGGAAGAUGUGGAACCGAGAAAGGUCACUAAUAGUGUAAAAAAAGAAACAACAAAACAUACAUUUGGGAGCAAAAGUUUGUGCCCCCUGGGGGCAAAAUGAUGAAGUGAAGACAAACAUUGUUUAUUAAACAAGUGAGUAAAUGUCAUUAGUGUAAAUUGUGUUUGUGCCUUCUUUCAGAAUGAGAAACAAUUAUUCUCCAAAAAAAAUAUGAAUGUAACAUAUAUACUGACCACUUUAUUAGGAACACCUGGGCUGAAACCAUCGUCUGGCGUUUUUUUUCUCUGUCUUUCACGUGAAUUGCAUAAAUAUGCAAGGUGUACAGGUGUUCCUAUUAAAGUGGCCACUGUUCACGAGUUUGACAUGUAGGUAUUCCAUAUAUAUAUAUAUAUAUAUAUAUAUAUAUAUAUAUAUAUAUAUAUAUAUUCAGUAUAAUAUAUUCUCAGUGUUGCUGUUUUAGCCAUAUAAUCGGGAUUGUUGUCUUGUGGCAGGACACGCCCACUUUUAAUUCUUGAAUUUAUUAUUAUUUUUAAAAAAUUUUAAAAAUAUAGCUAGGAUUUUUUUUUGCACUCAAACAUUUUGCACUCAUUUCAAACUGAUAAUAGAGUUUUUAUUACAUUUUAUAAACAUCAAUUUAUAUUAAUAAUUACAAAUGAUUUAAUAAUCUUAAGAAUAGUUUUAUUGUUUAUUCUUUUUCUGUAUUUUCCCCCCGUUCUCUUCAUUAUGUAUAUGCUAAUGAGGGGGCGUGGUCAAAUGUCAAUUAAAUGCUAUAUAAAAGGAAUUAAGCCAUUUUUUAUUAAGGCUUUGAGGAAUGAAAAGAAAUACAAAAGGAAUUUAAAAGAUUAUAUUAUAAUAUUAUUGUGGACUGGUCAGAUCCUCAGCCUGUUAGUGACCGGGUCAGCUUUUAGGAUUCAGUUAAUAAACAUUGGGGGAAAAAUCCUUCUCACUGACGCACGGACUCUUCAGCGGUCCGACGGGAGGACAGAGUUUCUGCAAUGUGUUAUAAAUGAUGUUUGCAAUGAGGUUAUGAAUGAUGCAGGACACACCCACUUCUUAUACAGAGAUAUUUAGAAUUUGUAAAAUACAGAUGUUUAUUCUGAUGUCAGGAAUAAGAUUUUGUGUGACAUUAUGAAUGACGUUAUAAAUGAUGUUAAAUGACUUUAUACAUGAUGUCAUAAAUGUUGUUAAGCAUGACGUUAUAAAUGAUGUCAGAAAGUAUGUCAUACGUGAUAAUAUAAAUGACGUCAUGAAUAAUGUCAUGAAUGAUGUUAUAAAUGAUAUCAUCAAUGACUUUAUAAAUGUCAUAAAUGGCAUUAUAAAUGACAUAAAUUAGGUUAUAAAUGAUGUCAUGAAUUAUGUUAUGAAUGACGUGAUAAUGAUGUCGUAAAUGAUGUUAUAAAUGAUGUCAUAAUGAUGUUAUAAAUGAUGUCAUGAUGUUAUAAAUGACGUUAUGAAUGAUGUUAUAAUGAUGUCAUAAAUUAUGUCAUAAUGAUGUUAUAAAUGAUGUCAUGAAUAACUUAUAAUUGACUUUAUAAAUGUUAUAAAUGACAUAAAUGAGGUUAUAAAUGACGUUAUGAAUUGUCAUAAUGAUGUUAUAAAUGACAUUAUAAAUGAUGUCAUAAUGACGUCAUGAAUGAUGUUAUGAAUGAUGUCAUGAUGUUAUGAAUGAUAUCAUGAUGUUAUGAAUGAUGGAUAAGUGGGAGACAAUGACAUGACAUGAUGUUAUAAAUGAUGUCAGGAAUGAUUUUUUAAAAUGUCAUAAAUGACGUAAAUGAUGUUAUGAAUGAUGUUAUAACUGAUGUUAUAACUGAUGUGUGAAAUUAUUAUGGAGUAAAGUUCAGGAUUCAGAUCCACUCUGUCAGUCCAGAGGUCAGUUCC